Ochotona curzoniae (black-lipped pika) is the source of this 552-nucleotide messenger RNA. Its product is annotated as proteoglycan 4-like. The record is from RefSeq and is a predicted model, not a curated record. Bases 1 to 405 code for a protein of 134 amino acids. The transcript is spliced from 4 exons. NCBI's taxonomy places the organism in Eukaryota, Metazoa, Chordata, Mammalia, Lagomorpha, Ochotonidae.
AUGUACAGCAAAUCUCAGAAAUGUGACAAAAGACUUUGCAGCUGCUCCCAGCCCCAGCCCCUCUGCUGCCUUGGCACAGAUUACCACUGCAAGAGGGGAAAUUGCUACUGUGAUGAGUUCUGCCACAUGGUACCAGACUGCUGCCCAGACCACAGUACCUUCUGCAAGCCUGGGAAUUCGCACACAGAUUCAUCUCCACCCACAGUCAAGCCGAAAGCUGGGAUUGAAAGAGCUUCUUGGGCCAGCAGGAUUGUGCUGCAGGUGAUGCUGAGGAUGGAGAAGCCGCCACAGACUGCAGGGGGCAAUCUAGACUGGCUACAGAAUCUGGUCCAGCAGCUUUUCCAUGUCAACCUUUCUGGAAGACCGCUUGCCAUUGCCGUGAAGGGAAUCAGAAAGCGAGCCUGACUCCUCCAGAGGCUCCCCGCACCCUGGGUCAUCAGGGAUCACGGAGCAGAGGGCCCCUCUUGCCCCCACCUUGGCCAGCGCUUGUCUCUUUGCCGCCAUCUGUGUACUUCCGCAGUGGUUUAGCUGGAGGAAGAUGGAAACCUGCGA